This is a messenger RNA of Penicillium verrucosum, 1059 nucleotides long. RefSeq lists its product as uncharacterized. NCBI's taxonomy places the organism in Eukaryota, Fungi, Ascomycota, Eurotiomycetes, Eurotiales, Aspergillaceae. The record is from RefSeq and is a predicted model, not a curated record. Bases 1 to 1059 code for a protein of 352 amino acids. Gene Ontology annotation, biological process: pectin catabolic process. The transcript is spliced from 2 exons. Gene Ontology annotation, molecular function: glucosidase activity.
AUGCUUCCCUACCUCCUUCUAUCUGCCGCACAGCUCUUCACCUCAACAUCUGCCGCAUUGACCUACAAUGGCGCGGAUAUAUCUUCCCUCAUCGUCGAGGAAGGCAAAGGCGUCUCUUACAAGAACCUUGCGGGUACGCCGGAAAAUCUGGAAACCAUCAUCUCGGCUAGUGGCGUCAACUCUGUUCGCCAGCGUGUCUGGGUUAAUCCCAGUGAUGGAUCAUACGAUCUAGAUUACAACGUUAAGCUCGCAAAGAGAGUACAGGCGAAGGGCAUGGGCACGUAUCUUGACUUGCAUUACAGUGAUACGUGGGCGGAUCCGAAGGCACAGAGCGCUCCCUCGGGUUGGUCCACAACAGACAUUGACAUCCUGGCAGGGCAAGUGUACGACUACACCCUGUUGGUAUGCAACACGUUUGCGGAGAACAAGCUGGGCGUAGAGAUUGUCUCCAUCGGCAACGAAAUCCGUAACGGCCUGGUAUGGCCCCUGGGAGGAACAAGCAGCUACAGCAACAUUGCGAGGAUCCUGCACUCCGCUGCUUGGGGUGUGAAAGACUCCAAGCUGACCACCACUCCCAAGAUCAUGAUCCACCUCGACAACGGCUGGGACUGGGGCUCUCAGUCGUGGUUCUACAAACAAGUUCUGGCAUCUGGGUCUGCACUCCUCUCCACGGACUUCGACUACAUCGGCGUCUCGUACUACCCCUUCUACAGCGCGGAUGCCACGCUCGCUUCACUGAAAAGUAGUCUUGCGAACCUGCACUCGACGUACAAGAAGGAGACGCUGGUUGUCGAGACCAACUGGCCAUUUGCUUGUUCCAAGCCCGAGUUUGGAUUCCCGUCGGAUCUCAAGGAUAUUCCAUUUUCGGUUGCUGGGCAGCAGACUUUCCUGAAGAGACUUGCUGAUACUGUGGAGUCUGUUGGUGGAUUGGGCAUUUACUACUGGGAACCUGCUUGGGUUGAUAAUGCGGGACUUGGAAGCAGUUGUGAGGAUAACUUGUUCUUUUCUUGGUCGAAUGAUCAGGCUAGGGCUAGUCUGGAUACCUUUGGUGGUCUGUGA